Molecule: messenger RNA, 6486 nt
Organism: Melanotaenia boesemani (Boeseman's rainbowfish)
Lineage: Eukaryota; Metazoa; Chordata; Actinopteri; Atheriniformes; Melanotaeniidae
Product: inhibin beta B chain-like
Exons: 2
Coding region: 235-1407 (390 amino acids)
Biological process (GO): BMP signaling pathway; SMAD protein signal transduction
Cellular component (GO): extracellular region
Molecular function (GO): growth factor activity; cytokine activity
Source: RefSeq, a predicted model, not a curated record
AAGGCAAAGUGGACUUCUGCUCCUCAGCAUCCUUAUAACGAUGUAAUAACAGGUUUUUCUGCGCGCACGUCUUCCACUGAAGCCGCAUCCAAGUGCGUCAGAGCCGAGCGGGCCGCGUUACGCAUGGAGAGCGCUCGGGACUGAAGGAUUCUUCUCGUGUUUAUCUAUUUGUUUGUAUGAUUUUAGCUCCGAAGCAAGAGGGAAAAAGUUAUUCCACUCGUCCUCACACAGAAAAUGAGUAGCCGUCUCUUCCGACUGGCACUCCUCGUGGCUUGCGUCCUCUCCAUCCGCUGCACCGUCGCGCCCGGGACUGAGACGGAGGCGCACACGGCGUCGUCCCGGGAUACCUGCGCAUCCUGCGCCGCCGCUCAGCCCGAGGAUCCGGAAUCGGGCCGCGUGGACGGGGACUUUCUGGAGACGGUCAAGAAGCACAUCCUGAGCCGGCUGCAGCUGCGGGAGAGGCCCAACAUCACGCACCCGGUGCCGAAAGCGGCCAUGGUCACGGCGCUGCGGAAGCUCCACGCGGGGAAGCUGCGCGAGGACGGGAGGGUGGAGAUCCCCAACCUGGACGGACAUCCGAUGAGCAACGAGGUGCUGGAGGAAAGCUCGGAGAUCAUCAGCUUUGCAGAGAAAGAUGACCUGGUCACCUCCAAGUCCAGCCUGUUCUUCCUGAUCUCCAACGAGGGCAACCAGAACCUGCACGUGAGCCAGGCCACCCUCUGGCUCUACUUCAAACUGCUGCCGCUGGAGGAGCGCGGGAAGCGGAAGGUGACGGUGAAGGUGUACUACCAGGAGCCCGGCCUCGGCAGCAAGUGGAACCUGGUGGAGAAGCGGGUGGAGCUGAGGCGCAGCGGCUGGCACACCUUUGCGCUGACUGAUGCCGUGCGGAUGGUGUUCGAGAAGGGCGACGACAGGCGGCAGAACCUGGACGUGCGCUGCGAAGGCUGCGAGACGGAGGGUGUUGUCCCCGUCCUGCUCAACCUCAAUGACGAGGCGCACCGGCCCUUCCUGGUGGUGCGGGCGAGGCAGGCGGACAGCAAGCACCGCAUCCGGAAGCGAGGGCUGGAGUGCGAUGGCAGCAGCAGCCUGUGCUGCCGGCAGCAGUUCUACAUAGACUUCCGACUCAUCGGCUGGAACGACUGGAUCAUCGCGCCGUCGGGCUACUUUGGGAACUACUGUGAGGGGAACUGUCCGGCCUACAUGGCGGGCGUCCCCGGCUCGGCCUCCUCCUUUCACACGGCGGUGGUGAACCAGUACCGCCUGCGGGGGAUGAGCCCCGGCUCCAUGAACUCCUGCUGCAUCCCCACCAAGCUCAGCACCAUGUCCAUGCUGUACUUCGACGACGAGCUCAACAUCGUGAAGCGGGACGUUUCCAACAUGAUCGUGGACGAGUGCGGCUGCGCUUAACUGUUGUCUCUUUAUUUAACUGAAGAACUGGACAGAUUCACUACAACAACAAAAAUGGAUAUAGACACAAAAUAUUUAUAGACGAUAUAAAAACAUGCGCACACACACCUCAUCCACACAUAUCUACACACCCUCAUGUAUGCCUGCACAAAAACUUGUAUAUAUAUUUAUGUUUGUUGACAUAUUUGGUUAUAUCCUCUGUCCAGUCUCCUUUAAGCAUAUGGAAAGAGUUCUCUUCCUGAACUUAUCCUCUUUGGAAACAAUCAAAACCUGCAGCUCCUCAUUAGAUAUCUCCAAGACAGUGAGGAAGACUACAAAAUCAUCAUCUGAUGAAAUUUCCUGCUUAUAGUCAUGUUGUUAGAGUAAAACCCGACCUUAAGAAUAAUGUCUCCACAGGAGGUGUAGGGAGCCUUAAGUCAGCUAUGCCGCUUUCUUAGGAUGAAGGCUCUACAAACAUAUAGCACUUCUGGUCAGACACAUUGUCCAGACAGAAAGAAGCAUGUUCUACACGGUGAGCAUUACACAGCCACAAAUAAAUCUCCAAAGAAAGGCAGAAGUGUGAGAAGUUACCCCUGAAAUUAAAGUAGAGUCUGACUGAGGGCUAAAAACAUACAACCAGCGUAUUGGGAUGGCUCAGAUUCCUUUCUGAUUAUUGUCUUUUUUUCAUUUUACCCCUAAAACUAGAAAAGUUACCUUCAUCCUUCCUUUCUACAAAGAAUGGCUCUAGAUUUUUGAUUGACAGAUGACGUAUUCAUGUUUAACCACAAACAUGUCCAUUUCCCUUCAAACUGUAUCGCCAGUCAAACAGCAGAGUUAAGGUGCCGGCUUCAUGCUCUUUCCAUCCCGUUCCAUCACAAAAACAUCCAGGCUGCCCUACAGCUUGUGGCUCAGUUGAUUAAAUCAAUACCCUUCCGUUUUAGUCUUUGUGUCAUCAAAGGUGAAGAAAACAUCUAAAAUCAAUCAAAAAAGUAGUUUAUCCCAUUUUUUUGCUUAAAGAAGUUGGAAUGAAUAUCAGGAGGAACCUCACGUUUCUGUCUUUCUUCGUAUUUGGGAGCUUCCCUGUAGUUUCUUCUCAUGAGGGAAGCUGCCUUCUCUUUAAUUCAGUCAGUGAAAGUGAAAAGUUGCCAUAUUGUUCAGUUUGGUGCAGCUUUGCACUCCCCAAAGCACACUUUAAAAGCACUUGCAGAUUGAAAUGCCUUUAAUAAGCCCUUUGUGAUGCAUCAUCACUGCCCACAGUCCUUCUGAAGUAAAUAAGUGCCGCAUUAGCUAUGCAAUGUAUAGUAUGUACCCACAUAACAUACAACUGAGGCUCAUAGUGACAAACCAUCACCUUUACUUGAAAUGUGAGAAUGGGAGGCAGCACCAGGGGCAAGAUCUAGGUGGGAGGCCAUCAUACAACAUCUGUAAAACCGAUUUAUUCAUUAUCUUUAUAAGGACUGGACUUUCCUGCAUAUUUAUAGGACUGGACUUUAUCGCAUAUUUUAUAGAACUUGACUUGACGACAUAUUUUGUAGAACCUGAUUAUAUCGCAUAUUUUGUAGAACUUGACUCUACAACAUUUUGUAGAACUUGACUUUAUCGCAUAUUUUGUAGAACUUGACUUUAUCGCAUAUUUUGUAGAACUUGACAUAACGACAUAUUUUGUAGAACUUGACUUUACGACAUAUUUUGUAGAACUUCACUUUGACAUAUUUUGUAGAACAUGACAUAACGACAUAUUUUGUAGAACCUGACUUUAUUGCAUAUUUUGCAGAACUUGACACUACGACAUUUUGUAGAACUUCAUCGCAUAUUUUGUAGAACUUGACUUUGCGACAUAUUUUCUAGAACUUGACAUAACAACAUAAUUUGUAGUACAUGAUUUUACAACAUAUUUUGUAGAACUUGACUUUACAACAUAUGUUGUAGAACUUGACUUUACGAUGUAUUUUGUAGAACUUGACUUAACGACAUAUUUUCUAAAACUUGACUUGACGACAUAUUUUGUGGAACUUGAUUUUAAGACAUAUGUUGUAGGACUUGACUUUACAACAUAUUUUGUAGAACUUGACUUUACGAUGUAUUUUGUAGAACUUGACAUAACGACAUAUUUUGUGGAACUUGAUUUUACGACAUGUUGUAGGACUUGACUUUACAACAUAUUUUGUAGGAUGACGUCUCAUAUUUUGUAGGACUUGACUUUACAACAUAUGUUGUAGAACUUGACUUUAUGACAUAUUUUGUAGAACUUGACUUUACAACAUAUUUUGUAGGAUGACUUUAUCUCAUAUUUUGUAGGACUUGACUUUACAACAUAUUUUGUAGAACUUGACUUUACGAUGUAUUUUGUAGAACUUGACUUAACGACAUAUUUUCUAAAACUUGACUUGACGACACAUUUUGUAGAACUUGACAUAACGACAUAUUUUGUGGAACUUGAUUUUACGACAUAUGUUGUAGGACUACUUUAUCUCAUAUGUUGUAGGACUUGACUUUACAACAUAUUUUGUAGGAUGACGUCUCAUAUUUUGUAGGACUUGACUUUACAACAUAUGUUGUAGAACUGGACUUUAUGACAUAUUUUGUAGAACUUGACUUUACGAUGUAUUUUGUAGAACUUGAUUUUACGACAUAUUUUGUAGAACAUGAUUUUACGACAUAUUUUGUAGAACUUGACAUAACGACAUAUUUUGUAGAACUUGACAUAACAACAUAUUUUGUAGGAUGACUUUGUCUCAUAUUUUGUAGGACUUGACGACAUAUUUUAUAGAACUUGACUUUACGACAUAUUUUGUAGAACUUGACUUUACAACAUAUUUUGUAGGAUGACUUUAUCUCAUAUUUUGUAGAACCUGACUUUACAACAUAUGAUGUAGAACUUGACUUUACAACAUAUUUUGUAGGAUGGCUUUAUCUCAUAUUUUGUAGGACUUGACUUUACUGCAUUCUUAAUGUACAUAUACAUAAACGAUGACGUAUAGGAGCGUUUUAAUUUUUAAUGAAAAACUAAAUCCACUUCGGGAAGUUGUCAGAGUGAUGAUGAACACCUGCAGGUUUAUUGCUUUUCUCUGACUAUAUACAGUCCACUUUCCAUUUACAAUCUCUUUUCUGAACUACCAUUAAUAAUUUUAACUUUACCUUCAUUUUCACCCUUAAGUUUUGGUUUUCAGUUGUUCCUUUAUUUAGGUUCAUAAACAUCGCAGACCCUUUCAUGGUGUUAAAAAGCUCAGUUUCCUCUGUAUCUAAAGCCACAGUGUCAGAGAAAAAUUUGAGUAUUGGUGGUUGUCUACACACAAAUGGAGAAGUUGGUGAUUAUUUAUAUGUGAUUUAGCUUCCCUUUCUAAUUAUUUAAAGGUUAAACAAUACCCAGCAGGACACUUGAUAACUCUAAGAAAUGUCUCCAUGCUGUUUGCUUUCAUUAUUUUGUUUAUUCUAAAAACAUAGGGGAUUAUUUGGAGGGCACAUACUCUGUGAUGGCCAAUUCAAACAGACAUGUCCUGGCCAGAUAUUAAAUUUAACAGGUUCCUCCGUCAUCAACCCUCCAAAUUUCCACCAGCUGUCAUUUGGUUUUGUCCAGCAGUUGUGCAAAACAGCAAGAAACAGACAAUCAGUUAUGUACCUCUGCCUAGACUCUCACCUGGUAGACAGGCUCCAUACUAUCCAAAAAAUGCAUGUGUUGCCACGGUUUACCAGAAAGCAAUAUUCAGUAGCAAUAGUCAAUGCCCUCCCCCCUUCAACAUGGGCUCUUCUGUUUUGUAGGACUUGACUUGAUCAUGACCCCACAACUUGCACCAGUUUUGUGUUGUUUUGAAGUCAGAUAGGGCUCUUAUAAAUGAUUUGUGACAUGAUGUGAGAGGGUCAUGUUUUAGGCAAUCUAUAAUGUUUUCAGAAAACUAGUGUUUUUAUUGCCAAAACAUCACCAAAUGGUGAGCAAAAGCUAAAGUUUAAAGAAGAAAUGGACCACAAACGCACAUCUUUUGGAUGAGAAUCAUGUGAAAACAGCCUCCAUAUUUGUAGUUUUUCACCUUUUUAAACACUCAUUUUGUGACGGUUGUAUGUAAGAGGACUUAUAUUCACAUCUACAACUAGUCAAAGUUGUAAGUACGACUUCAGUCAGUGGUUUUUGGUCAAACACAUUUCUCUGAGAGUAUUUUGCCUUAGUUUGCAUUUCAGCCAUCACUGAUGACAUUAAAUGACAAUGAGAAUAAAAAAAUAUGAUCCAUGCAGAGACUAAAGAAUAAUAUUAGAAAAUGAAGUCGCUGCACCGGGGUGAGGACAGGGAAACGUUUCACUCUGCGUCAUUAAAUGACCUGUUAGUGUGAUAGAAUGAACUCUCUAGAGUUUUACUGCAUCAUUAAAGCAUCAGCUGGCGUGUGGAGAGAAAUCUGAUAUCUGAACUGUGCAUUUACAUGUUUCUGUCUCUGCAGAUUCCCUGUAACAAACGUUCAGACACACUUUCCGGCCUGUUGUUUCACAAUCCAGUCAUGUGUCUUAUUUACACAUACCUGAGCUGCACAUCCUGCUUAUUAUCUCUGCUGUGUGACGCCCGACCCUCGCCUCGCCCGCCACUGUGAUCUUUUGCUUAUUCUUCAAAGCGAAUGGUUUUUAGAAUAUUUGCACUGAGUUGGAUGACUGGUGGUGAGAAAUAAAAUAAGAAGAAACUGCCAUUUAAAGAAAAAAAAAAGCUAUUUUUAUAGAAGCAAAACUGAGCUCUGUUCAGAUGUUUUAUGGAACCAAAGAGGCCGUCAUGUUUUUGUAGUUGUAAAUGACUUUUGACAUUUAAAAGAGGCCUAAACACUGUACCAGGGUAUAAUAUCAGUCCAUAGUCAGCUCAAGCUCUUUUCUAUUUUGUACCUAGACAUGGAAUAUGUCAUAUUUUUUUCAUCAAAGUACCUAAAAUAUUAGUUUUCUUUCUUCUUUGUGUUAGCUCUUGAAUCAUUUAGAUGAAGCACAUGCCAUCCCUGUACAGUCCAUGUCAGAUAUGAAUAUGCUUUUGAGAUAUUUUGUGCUUUGUAAUUGUUGGGGAAUAAAUUUCUUUUUACCAGCUGUGUGGAUGUGUUGUUGUAUCAGGAAUAAAUCCAGAAAACACUUGUAAUUAUG